Durusdinium trenchii is the source of this 639-nucleotide messenger RNA. The record is from the annotation of a GenBank genome assembly. Lineage: Eukaryota; Dinophyceae; Suessiales; Symbiodiniaceae.
AUGGAAUUCUUAGAUGCACCUUCUUGGCGACUCAGAGUCACAGAGUUUCGCCACACUGCCAGAGGUGUCAUGGGGGGAAUCAUGGAGGCGUCUCGCGAAUCAAAGCUACCCAAGGAUGAGACGUUGGAGCUUCCCAACCCUGCACCAGCGCUACAAUUGAAGCACCCCCACUGGAGGUUGCUGAGACUGGUGCUACAUGAUGCAGGACCCCCUCCGCUUGGUGCGAAGCCAGUGCCGGUGGCCUUCUUCUCUGUAGUGCCAGAGCCGCUGAUAUCAAAGACGAAGGAGGAUGUGGUUGUGAGACUUGCUACACAUUACGACCGGACGAACUGGCAAGAGCUCUUCAGCGAGUACCGCAAGACCCAGAUUCCGGGAGGCUCACCUCCUUUUGUAGAAGCUGAUGUAGCAGCUGAGGCCGUUUGGCAUCUCUUUGCACAUGGAGGGGAGUGCAAGACGCACCGAUGGAGAGCACAGCUCCUGGUUGCCUACAGUGGUAGCACCCUUUUGGGGGCAGCCCACCUGGUUCUGCAGCCACGGGAUGCUGGAGAUACGGAGUCGUGGCGUGGGUUUCUCAAUGACAUCUUCGUUUCGCCUGCUGCGACUGGCAAAGGCAUUGGCCGAGCAGCUCCGCAUCAAUAG